Penicillium manginii is the source of this 1551-nucleotide messenger RNA. RefSeq lists its product as uncharacterized. The transcript has 2 exons. Gene Ontology annotation, cellular component: chromatin. Gene Ontology annotation, molecular function: RNA polymerase II cis-regulatory region sequence-specific DNA binding; DNA-binding transcription factor activity, RNA polymerase II-specific; zinc ion binding. Bases 1 to 1551 code for a protein of 516 amino acids. NCBI's taxonomy places the organism in Eukaryota, Fungi, Ascomycota, Eurotiomycetes, Eurotiales, Aspergillaceae. Gene Ontology annotation, biological process: regulation of transcription by RNA polymerase II; DNA-templated transcription. The record is from RefSeq and is a predicted model, not a curated record.
AUGGGCCCUCAAGAUUAUAACCAGACUCCGUUCAUGCCAAGGGAUACCCAUUAUCCUGCUUUGGAGAUUGAUCAGGGGCUAAUGGGUUCAAGAGCGGACGAAGGGAACUACGAAUGGCUGGAAAAUCUCUCACUUGAUCUCGAAGCAUUUGAUAGCAGUUUCUUUAGAGCAUCUAAGAUGGAUUGGUUGGGGUGCGAGACAGAUGUUUCACCACCUGUUUCUGGUGAUAUGCAGACUCUUUACAACGAUGAGUCUUUCAAUGGAGAUAGGUUGAGGAAUCAACCUAUAUCAAUCAAUCAAACCUUCACCCCAUCACCGAGGAGCGAACGACCACCACAGCUCCAUCCUGACCCCUCAGAGAAGAACGAGCAUGAAUCCUGGCCCGGUAUUCUGGAUCGUGGGGGCAACGAGUCCUGGCCUUUCGAUUAUACAUCGAACAAAGGCUUCCGGAAAAUAAAGCUACCUCCACUCCGAGAAGUACUCGAACAAACAAUAGGAAAUAUCCCGACUAUUAAAUCCGGUACAGCCAAGGAUUUUGUCAAGGUACUUUCGACUCCAUUUAUUCCAUCUUUAAACGAUAGUACGGCACUGGAGAUGGUUCCUACCAUUGCAUUUCUUGGAGAUUUAGUCAAAACUUACUUUGCAGAGUUCCACCCAGCCUUUUCAAUUAUUCAUGUACCAACUUGGCGCAUUGAAAAAUGCCCAGCUGCAUUGUUAGCCGCCAUGGCCUGUAUAGGAGCGUCUUACUCAACUACCGAGGGGACUCAGAGAGUAGCUCCAAUAUUGGCGGAAAUCACUCAACGUAGUCUUUUCUGGAUGGGUCAAUCCGACAGCAGGUCAUAUCGCAACCCAGUAUACAUUGCUGCAUCAUGCCUACAUCAAAUAUACGCCUUGGGGUCUGGAAACCGGCGCUUAUACGAGCUAGCCGAUGCCUCAAGGGGACUUCUUGCGACAGGAUUAAGAGAGCUAGGCGUGCUAUCUUCGGAUGCAGCUCAAAGUGACAGCAGUUCAUGUGACUUCCAACAUCUUAAAAAGAUGGAUCCUUUGACGCUCGAACGCGCCUGGAACCGUUGGCGCGAUACCGAGUUUGAAAGGCGUGUCGCAUGGUCAGUCUUUGAGUUCGACUGCACUAUGUCUACACUUACUAGCAAAAGAGGAGUUUUCAGCGUCUCAGAACUUCCAAUGAAAGCACCGUGCUCAGAGAAUCUAUGGGAAGCUCCUUCAGCGAAUGCAUGGGCCUCGGUAGCCUCCUUCUCCACAAGCCUUCAAAGUGAUAUUGGAUUUUAUCCAUUGCUUCAGAAUAUCAUCGCGCAGAAAGGAAUUCCAAAUACGACACCUAAUUGGGCUAAGCGAAUUUGCUCAUUGGUAAUCAGUCGUUUUCUUGGAGACCUGCGCGAGAUCGAGGAUACUUCAUCAUCGAAGGUUCUGGGCCUGUCGUCCCUGGUGGAUGUCCACAAGAAAACCAGAGAAAAUCUUCUAGCGCGUCUCUCGGCAAUGAGCAAUUCUUUGUCUCGGCCAAAUUGCGUAAAUGAAAUGGUGAAUAUGAAGUGA